AUGCCACCAUCCUGUCACCCGUGCGUGGCCAUGUGUGUCCCCAUGGAGCCGCUGUCCCUGCUGCUGGCGCUGUCCCUGCUGUCCCCAUGGGGGUCUGCUGGAGGGAGCUGCCCCCCGCGCUGCGUCUGCGCCUCCAACUUGCUGAGCUGUUCGCAGGCCAACCUGAGCGCGGUGCCGGCGCCGCUGCCGCGCUUCACCUCCGUGCUGGACCUGAGUCACAACAACGUGACACGGCUGCGCGCAGACUGGGCACCGGCACGGCUGCCACACCUGCACGCGCUGCUGCUGAGCCACAACGGGCUGGCCUUCGUGUCCACCGAGGCCUUCACCCACGUGCCGCGCCUGCGCCACCUCGACCUGUCCUCCAAUCGCUUGCGGACGCUGGAUGAGAACCUGUUCAGCGACCUGGGUGAGCUGGAGGUGCUGCUGCUCUACAACAACGAGAUCAGCACGGUGGAUCGUACGGCCUUCGAGAACCUGGGCCGGCUGCGCAAGCUCUACCUGGGACAGAACCGCAUCGCCCGCUUCCCGCUGGAGCUGCUCCGGGAGGGCACCCGGCUGCCGCAGCUGGCGCUGCUGGACCUGUCGGCCAACCGGCUGCGGGCCGUGCCCGCGGGCGAGCUGCAGGCGCUGCCCGCCUGGCUGCGCGACCGCCUCUACCUGCACAACAACCCCCUGGCCUGCGACUGCCUGCUCUUCCAGCUGCUGGACCGCGGCCGCCGCCGCCACCUCAGUGCCGUGGAGGAUUUCCAGGAUGAGCUACGCUGCUUCCUGCCCGGAGCAACCGCUCUCAUCAAGAUCCUGGACCUGGCGGGCAAGCAGCCUCUCAACUGCAGCAAGGCACAGGAGGCCGUGCUGGAGGCACACCUCGGGGACAGUGUGACGCUGGGCUGUGACAGCCGGUGGCAGGGUGUGCGCAGCCGGCACUGGGUGACACCGGGCGGGGAGCGGGUGCUGGGGGAUGGGGGCAAUGGCAGCGUGGUCCUGCUGGCCAACGGCAGCCUUCAGUUGCGGGCGCUGCGCCCUGAGGAUGCUGGCACUUACUCCUGCUGGGUGGCUGGACCCCUCCUCAAUGAGACCCUCUACGUGGAGCUGCUGGUGCACAACUUCACCCUGCAUGGCCCUCACGACACCCUGAACACGGCCUACACCACUCUGGUGGGCUGCAUCCUGAGCGUGGUGCUGGUGCUCAUCUACCUGUACCUCACUCCGUGCCGCUGCUGCUGCUGCCGUGGCACCGAGAAGCCACCGGCACCACGCGACGACAGCAUCAACUCCUCAGUGCUGAGCACCACCCCGAACCACGCCGGGGGCACCGGGGAGCCCUGUGGAUCCCACAUCGCCUCCAGUGCUGGCACAGGGCAGAAUGGCAGGUUCAAGGGUGGGGGGACACCCUCACUGCCCGCCCGGCAGGGUCCCAAGGCGCAGAGGAAGGUGUCGGAUCCAGACUCUGUGAGUUCUGUCUUUUCCGACACGCCCAUCGUGGUGUGA
Messenger RNA from Cinclus cinclus, 1491 nucleotides. RefSeq names its product adhesion molecule with Ig like domain 1 (gene AMIGO1). Gene Ontology annotation, biological process: brain development. Gene Ontology annotation, molecular function: protein binding. Bases 1 to 1491 code for a protein of 496 amino acids. The transcript has a single exon. The record is from RefSeq and is a predicted model, not a curated record. NCBI's taxonomy places the organism in Eukaryota, Metazoa, Chordata, Aves, Passeriformes, Cinclidae.